Gadus chalcogrammus (walleye pollock) is the source of this 842-nucleotide messenger RNA. RefSeq names its product proteasome subunit alpha type-2. The transcript has 8 exons. The record is from RefSeq and is a predicted model, not a curated record. NCBI's taxonomy places the organism in Eukaryota, Metazoa, Chordata, Actinopteri, Gadiformes, Gadidae. Gene Ontology annotation, cellular component: proteasome core complex, alpha-subunit complex; proteasome core complex. Bases 71 to 775 code for a protein of 234 amino acids. Gene Ontology annotation, biological process: ubiquitin-dependent protein catabolic process.
ACCGGAAACGUAUAUUCACCAAUCACGUCCAGCGUUGUUGCUCCGACUGAAGGAACCUGCAGAAGCAAAAAUGGCGGAACGUGGAUACAGUUUCUCUCUCACCACAUUUAGUCCUUCGGGUAAACUGGUCCAGAUUGAGUAUGCCCUGGCAGCCGUAGCAGCAGGAGCCCCCUCAGUCGGGAUCAAAGCAUCCAAUGGCGUUGUACUAGCAACAGAAAAGAAACAGAAGUCCAUCCUUUACGAUGAGCAGAGUGUUCAUAAGGUGGAACCCAUCACCAAGCACAUAGGGAUGGUGUACAGUGGGAUGGGGCCUGACUACAGAGUUUUGGUACGUCGAGCCAGAAAAUUGGCCCAACAGUACUUCUUGGUCUACCAGGAGCCCAUCCCCACUGGACAGUUGGUUCAGAGAAUUGCCUCUGUCAUGCAGGAAUAUACACAGUCUGGCGGGGUGCGUCCAUUUGGUGUGUCAUUGCUGAUUGCCGGAUGGGAUGAAGAUCAACCCUACUUGUUCCAGUCUGAUCCUUCUGGAGCGUACUUCGCAUGGAAGGCCACAGCCAUGGGGAAGAACUAUGUAAACGGCAAAACAUUCCUAGAAAAAAGGUACAACAAUGACCUGGAAUUGGAAGAUGCCAUCCACACUGCCAUCUUGACACUGAAGGAGAGCUUUGAGGGCCAGAUGACGGAGGAGAACAUCGAGGUCGGGAUCUGCAACGAGGCUGGCUUCAGACGGCUCACCCCCGCUGAGGUCAAAGACUACCUGGCAGCCAUUGCGUGAACUGUUUUGUUUUUUUCUGUCUACAUGACCCUGUUUUUUCAAUUAAAGACAUGGCAGAGUAACUACA